GUGCUGCUUUGCUGUGUUCCGGGGUCUAUAUCCCAACUUGGAAACAGGCGCUCGGCAAGAGCUACUGUGAAUUUGGUGUUGUUGUGGCACCAAAUCCUCCGAAAGACUAUCGUUUAUGUGAUUUAUGAGAUGUCGCGUGACAGAAACGCGCGUGGUCGUCGUCGGUAAAGUCAGAGCGCUGGACAAUGCUACCCGGUUAGUGCGAGGUGGUUGCUAGCUGGCUAAGGAAGUUAGCCAGUUAGCUAGCAAUCCGCCUGCCGGAGGCUGUUCUCUUGUUUCGCGCAUUUCAAGUCUGUUAACCGCCCUCAGCAACUGUUUAACCUGUUCCUCAUCGAGAGCGUUAAGCCGGAGUUUCGCCAAUCACAGAUAUAAAAGAGGAGAAACUUUACAAAUCGUUGUGUAAAAUGGGGAGUAGGCGGUGUUUCUCCUGAGCGGCUGAUUUUCUGCCACUGCUGCUCUUUUGUUUUCACAAAGGAAGAGGAGCCGCAUUUCUUUAUCAUUUUACACCACCUCGCAUUUGGUGGUGGGAGAGUUUCUUUGAUCUUUGUCUUCUUUUUUUCACUGUUGUAAUGGCUCCUCACAAGCAGAGCCAUCCGGUGGGUUUGGGGUCUGGAGGUAAACCCAAUGGGUUGUACCACCACCAGCCGUCCUCCGCCUCGAUGGCUGCAGCCAAGAAGCCCAACAUGCAACUUAUUCAAGCCGACCACGAGUUGUUCCUGCAGGCCUUCGAGAAACCAACCCAAAUCUACAGGUUUCUCCGCACAAGAAACUUGAUUGCUCCUAUCUUUUUGCACAGGACACUCACUUACAUGUCCCACAGAAACUCAAGGAAUAACGUCAAAAGGAAAAAUUACAAGGUUGACAAUCUUCUGUUUAAAGUGGAAAAGAUGAGAGGGGAGCAGGAGACUCACAGCUUGGCCUCCAAUCUUCAGCUCACCUUUACUGGCUUCUUCCAUAAAGCUGGAAAACUCUCUCAGGACAGCGAGAACGAGCAGAACUCGGUGUCUCUGGAGGUGCUCCUGGUCAAAGUCUGCCACAAGAAGAGGAAGGACGUGAGCUGUCCGGUGAAGCAGGUCCCCACAGGAAAGAAGCAGGUCCCUCUGAACCCAGACACGAGCGCCGGGGUCCAGGCCAAGCUGAGCUCCUACCCCUCCCUGCUGGUUCCCAGCAGCGAGUUUGAACCCAGCAACUCUCACAUGGUCAAAUCUUAUUCGCUGCUCUUCAGAGUGUCACGACCCGGGCAUCCACGAACACAGAUCAACGGGCUGGCCAACGGCGAGAUUCACCACAGCAGAGACUUUUCAGAAGAAGCCGUGAACAGGAAAAGGAGGAGCUCCGCUCUCAGGGAGGAGGGAGAAACCACAUUUGUAGCUCAGAUGACAGUCUUUGAUAAAAACAGGCGUCUGCAGUUAUUGGACGGCGAGUACGAGGUGUCCAUGCAAGAGAUGGAGGAGUGUCCCGUCGGUAAGAAGAGGGCGACCUGGGAGACCAUCCUAGAUGGAAAGCGUUUGCCUCCGUUUGAGAGCUUCUCUCAGGGUCCAACGCUGCAGUUCACGCUGCGCUGGACCAGCGACUCCGCCGAUCAUUCCACCGCACCCGUGGCCAAACCGCUCGCCACCCGCAACUCCGAAACCAACCAGGACACCCGACCCAGCACCCUGAGAGCCACACACACACCAACUGUGAAAGAGUCGGUAAAUACAGAUGUGCAAACCAGAAGAGAACAAGUCUUAUCUGAGCCUCGACAGAAACUACGAAUCUUCUACCAGUUUCAAUACAACAACAACACACGGCAGCAGACCGAGGCCAGGGAUGACCUCCACUGUCCGUGGUGCACGCUGAACUGCAGGAAGCUGUACAGUCUCCUCAAACACCUCAAACUGUCCCACUCCCGCUUCAUCUUCAACUACGUGCCCCAUCCCAAAGGAGCAAAGAUCGAGGUCUCUAUCAACGAGUGUUACGAUGGGUCGUAUGCAGGAAAUCCUCAGGACAUCCACAGCCAGCCGGGCUUCGCCUUCAGCAGGAACGGCCCCGUGAAGAGAACCGCUGUCACCCACUUUCUGGUCUGCAGACCCAAGAGGACAAAGCCGAGCCUGUCUGAGUUUCUGGAGUCUGAGGAUGGCGAUCGGGAGGCGCAGAGGACGUACAUCAGUGGCCACAAUCGCCUGUACUUCCACAGUGACAGCUGCCUGCCGCUGAGGCCCCAGGAGAUGGAAGUGGACAGCGAGGACGAGAGGGACCCCGAUUGGCUCAAAGAGAAGACUGUAAAGCAAAUCGAGGACUUCAUGGACGUGAACGAGGGGGAGAAGGAGAUCAUGAAGCUGUGGAAUCUGCACGUCAUGAAGCGUGGCUUCAUCGCAGAUAACCAGAUGAACGAAGCGUGUCUGCUGUUUGCUGAACACCACGCUGCCGUCAUCGUCAAACGCAACCUGUGUCGCAAUUUCCUGCUCCACCUGAUCAGCAUGCAUGACUUCAACCUGAUCAGCACGCUGACCAUCAACCAGGCCAUGGCCCGGCUCCGCCUCGUCGAGAGCCAGGCCACCCAGAGAGACAAAGAGGAGGACGAGGAGGAGGAGGAGGACUGGGAGACGGCCGUGGAGUCCCAGCCGGAGCUGGAUCCCGACCCUGAUCCCGAUCCAACAGAGUUUAAAACCUGCAGUGACGUGACCACCAACGGCUCCCCGGAGACUGGAAACCAGCUGGUGGAGGAGGGCGGCGAGAAGCCGCACACCAAGCAGAAAUUGUCCGGCUUCGGCUCGGUUUUAAAGUGACUGCUCGGCUGGAGCGCCACAAAGAUUCCCGAACAGAGCGGGAAGACUGAGGCCUGAGGCCGGAAUCAGCAAACAGGUGUUAAACACACAUGGGUUACUGCAGGGAUUCUCAAAGGCAGGUUACACCAGGAUCAAAAUGAACUUCACAUCCUCAAAGUCACACAUUCAAAUCGAAGAGACGCUUUAUGGUUUCACAGUUCAUCGACGCUGAGAAUUUUGAAUUAUUUUUUUAAUUAUUUUCACGUUUUUUCCAUGUUGUUUGUCCUGUUUCUGUAAAUGUUUGAGUGUUUAACUCUGAGGUGCUCCAGUUUUAUUUCCAGCCUGACAGAGCUGUGGAGUGAGCACAAAACAGGUUCGGUCUUAGGGCUGGAGGUGCAGAAGUCGGUCGUACGUCUUCUGCAGAUGUCGAGUUGCCUUCAAAAGAGGCGUCAACAUUUCAUGCAGCAGCUGCGAAUUCAAACAGGAGGAGAUGGUCCAUCUGCUCGGGACUAUUUUCAGCAGCGGAGUGAUCCGUAUUUGGUGCUCUCUUUGGUGCUACUUUGCCUCUCGAGACUCUUCGUCGGUGCUCUGAGUCAUUUUGUGUUCACUCCAUCGUUCAAACCUCAUGUCAGUCUUCCUCAGAGUGAAGCAUCAAUCAGUGACCUUCCAGGCACCCUCAGCUCCACCAAAGGUUUUCUUUUAGCAGGGAGUGUGUGCACAUGCUCAGUAGAGUCACGGUUAAGGCGUCUAUUGGGUGUCAAGAGUGCCGCCGUACUGCAAAAGGAAGUUUGACCAGUUAUUAUCAAAAAAGGUCAGGGUUGAACCGCUGAGUGUCAGGAGGUGACUGAUCACGACUCGAGACGCCUGUUAGAGUCGUUAACAGGUGUUUUUACCUGGAGACACCACAAAGUUCAUAUUAACUGUUAACGAGACCGAUGCUCAAAGCUAAGAUAGACUCUCUGCACUUGUGUCAUUUAUUAACGUUUAAACAAGAGUCUGAAAGUAGUCCCCCCCCCAAUAUGUAUUCCUGUUGAGCCCCGCUCAUCUGAAAAUCAUGUUCAUAAUAAUUCUGUGAGUCAGAAUAUGAAGAAAAUAUAUUUUUGCUCAUACUGUGGAGCAUUACCUUUCACUAUCCGAGCUCAAGGGAUCUCAUAAGAUCAGUGAUGUUGUUUUCCGUGUGAUUCAGCUGCUUGUUAACUCAAACAAAACGAGACAAAAGUCUCCGAGCUUUCUUUGAUCGGGUUAAUCAGGAAGUUAAUCCUCAGGUUGGGUUAAUUUUUGGCAUCCAGUGAUCAUGAAAAUAAGAUAAUCUGAAUUAAAUGGUUAGUUUUUGUUUUGUUUUGUUUUUUCCCAUUAGUUUUUGCUGCAACGCUCUCGCUUUGUAUCGUUAAAGAUAAAGUGAAGACAUUUCCUUUGCACGCGUUUUUCUCGCUUUUGGUGUUUUUAGUUCAGCUCGAGCUGAGACGAUGAAAACUGGCUCCUGCCAAUGAGUUUUAUCUGAGGGUUUAUUGCGCGGUCUGCCUUCUGGCGACAUAGACAGGACUGUUUGAACAUGUGACUCUGCUGUACUCGUGGGCACACCUCCCCUACAGUUAUGUUUUCCUUUAAACUACUGGUGCUAAAUGUUUUUACUCCUCAGUGCAUCUCCUUUCUUACAGCAGACCUCCACUGCCAGCUCUCCAACACCGAGAAGCAUGUUUAGUUGUCUCUUUCUUUUUUAAAGCGACUCUGUUUUUCCUACAGUGCUGUUGUUUUUACCGUGCUCUCAGCCCAGGACAACAAAAAGGACUCGCUGUGCAGCAAAACUGGACAAAAAAAAGCUCCUCAGAGCUCAGAGAGGCUUGGAAAGGCCACGUUCCUACUGUUGUGAUCUAAACAAAAUGGAUAACUAUAGGAUUAAACUGUUUAUGCAGGUGCUGUUUCCAGUUUCUUUAAAAUAAGAAAUUGCUGCUUUAUUUUGAAAUUAUUAUAAACUGAAUAGUUUAAGUUUUGGACUGAUACAAGCUUGGCUGGUCUGUUUUGUCUUUUUUUUGUUUUUCUUUUAUUUGAUCAACAAAAUUGUAAAGUAAAAAAAAAAAAAGAAGAAGAAGAAAAAGCCACUUAUAAAACGAAUGGUUCCACAGGGUUGUGAUGUCGCUGUAUAGUGUGGUGUUAAUGCAAUAUAAAUAAUGUUGCUCCAACCAAAAAAAAAAAACAUGUUUUGAUUAGGAGGAAAAAAACAUCUGAAAGUCUAAAGAUUGCUGGAGGAGGUGGGGGUGGAUGGAUGGAUCAAAUCCAGGCCUUUCACACAGGACAUUUGAGUUUAGAGUCCACUGUGAUGUGAAAAGUUGGACCAAGUGACACACUCGGGCAGAAAAACAAGUAUGAAAAAGUGCAGUUCCUCUAGCGGCUCCUGCAGUGGAUCAGUCUAUGUUAAAAUGUCCAACUUUAAUUUGUUUAAAUAAACAUGUUUUCAGCCAGAUAUAUAAAAGGUUUUUUUUUUUUUGUUUUUUUUUUUUCUGGAUAGUUUCUUUAUUUAGAAAAACUGCACAGCUUGAAGUGGCCACUCUGACAAGUGCAUCAAACCAUCUGCUUUAUAUAGAUGAUGUCAUCUCCUCGCUUUCACAUUUUGGUUUUGAAACCUGCCUUUGUAACCAGGAGUGAUCAUAUUUGGUUGUAUUCAUAUUCGGAGGGUGCUGUGCUAAGUUUAGGCUAAUGCUACGCAGCUUGGUUAGCACAUUUCAUAUCGGUAAAGUUGAAACAGCACACAGACAUGCAUAUCUGCUUAUUGGUGCUAAGAAACUCUCUAAAACUGGAUGAUUUUUCUUUUGGAUUUUUGUUUAUAGACAGGUCCAUGUUGACACAGGCAGCUGUAGAUGUUAGCUCCUAGGGUGCACUGUAUCCUUGCUAACCAAACUAGCUAGCAUUAGCUGAUAGCUUGGUACACCAGUUUUCAUCCAGUCUUUUCAAUUCUGGCUCCAAAAAACAACAUGGUUGGAGGCCAAAAUGUGAAGUCCAGAAUCCAGCAGGUGAUUGCACGGUGACUUCGUCCAUCUUUUAUCUUUUUUUACUCCCACGAAUCGGCAAAAUUGUGACAUCACAACUGUGUGACUGGUCCUGGAGCAACAUUAAAAUGAUGAGGGGACACCAGCAUGGCGGCACAUGGUGUAGUAGCUGAACACGCCCACUACACCUGUUAUAUAUAUAAAUGUAAAUAUGACUGUAAAAAAAACAAACGAUAGCUUUGUGAUAUGUAUGUUUUUGAAACUUAAACACCAUCAGUGACAUUUUACUUGGUAUUAUUAGUUAAAGGACCAAAAUGGGAUUCAUUUUCUGCAGAUUUCUUUGCUCUUAUGUGUCCUGCGUCAUGUGACACCUGGAUCCCUGCUGCCUUCAUUACUUUGACAGUUAACCCCGGGGACAUGCCGGGUAAAGAUUAGACAUGACAGACAAAUCGCACCGGCAGCGUUUCAGUCUUCACAGGGAAUUUUAUUUUGAAAAUUAAAACCGUGCUCCUGUAUAGACUGUAUAUGAAUGUUGGAUGCAUCUAUUGUGGACCCUCUGUGUAGGUUUUUGGCGUUUUUUGCGAAACGACACGAGUAGUAAACGAGUAGUAAAGCCUGGAGUUCUUCCAUUCUCCUGAAAGAGGGUCUCAAAAACACUCGAGGGCACUGCCCCACAUUUGUAAAUGAAAAUAUUUCAUCAACCCACCCACUAGUAACAGAGUCAGGCAGUCCGGGUGCUGAUGUUUUACCCAUGCCAUUGUAGCCUAAAUGCAGUACGAGCCUCCAGAUGUGGGCAGCUGUGAGUCCAUGGAAGCAUAACGUCAGACAUGAUCAUUUGGAUGUAUUUAGAGCUGUCUUUUUUGUUUUGUUUUAAAAAGCUUUAUGCCUGCUGGCGACUGAUCCAGCCUGCUGAAAUCUGCAGAUCUGAAACCUUUUCUCCGUUCACGAGACCCAGCAGCGUUUUGCACAAUACGGGAGGAGCCGUGUCGGCCAAACGAGACUUUUCUUUAACAAUAAUGUAAAACUAGCUCCAGUCACAAUGGUUUUCUAUUAAAAUGGACAAUUUUGUAAUAAUA
Molecule: messenger RNA, 6810 nt
Organism: Oreochromis aureus
Lineage: Eukaryota; Metazoa; Chordata; Actinopteri; Cichliformes; Cichlidae
Product: polycomb protein suz12-B-like
Exons: 16
Coding region: 570-2771 (733 amino acids)
Cellular component (GO): nucleus; ESC/E(Z) complex
Molecular function (GO): chromatin DNA binding
Source: RefSeq, a predicted model, not a curated record